CGCAUCAAAGACCACCUGCAGAACAAUAAACUCGACCUCUCUCAACUGAAACAUGUUGUUCUGGAUGAAGUAGACCAAAUGUUGGACAUGGGAUUUGCAGAGCAGGUUGAAGAGAUUUUGUCUUCAUCAUAUGAGAAAGGCUCCGCCUCCAACCCACAGACUCUUCUGUUUUCGGCCACCUGCCCUCCCUGGGUUUACGAGGUUGCUAAGAAAUACAUGAGACCAGAGUGCAAACAUGUCGAUCUGAUCGGCAAGAAAACACAGAGAGCUGCAACAACUGUAGAACAUCUGGCCAUAGCGUGCCACUGGUCACAGCGUGCAGCUGUAAUAGGAGAUGUGAUCCAGGUUUACAGCGGCAGCCACGGCAGGACCAUCGUGUUCUCUGAGACGAAGAAAGAUGUCAACGAACUUACCGUGAAUGCAUCCAUCAAACAGAGUGCCCAGUGCCUCCAUGGUGAUAUUGUUCAGAAACAGAGAGAGUUGACGCUGAAGGGCUUCAGGAACGGGGCGUUUGAGGUUCUGGUUGCCACCAACGUUGCAGCCCGUGGAUUAGACAUCCCUGAAGUCGACCUGGUGAUCCAGUGUUCUCCACCCAAGGAUGUGGAGUCAUACAUCCAUCGUUCAGGACGUACGGGCCGAGCCGGCAGACCUGGAGUCUGCAUCUGUUUCUACCAGAGGAAAGAGGAGGACCAGCUGCGCUAUGUAGAACACAAAGCAGGUAUCGCAUUCAAACGAGUUGGCGUUCCCACUGCCAACGAUAUCAUCAAGUCCUCAAGCAAGGAUGCCGUCAGGUAUCUGGACUCUGUUCCAAUUACAGCCAUCGCGUACUUUAGAGCGUCAGCUGAGAAACUGAUCGGCGAGAGAGGAGCGGUCGAUGCUCUCGCCGCUGCCCUGGCACAUAUUUCUGGAGCCACAAGUCUCGAGCAGAGGUCACUGCUCAACUCUGAUACUGGUUUCACCACUGUGCAGAUGGUGUGUUCCCAGGAGAUGCAUAAUCUGGGUUACGCCUGGAGAUCCAUCAAAGAGCAGCUCGGAGAAGAGUUUGAGAACCAAAUUCAACGAAUGACCUUCCUCAAAGGCAAAACAGGAGUUUGUUUUGACAUCCCAGCUGACAAAGUCAAGGAGGUUCUGGAGGGCUGGAAGGACGGUCGGCGUUGGCAGCUGACUGUAGCCACAGAGCUCCCAGACCUGGAGGAGAAGCAGUUCAGUGGUGGUGGUGGUGGAGGAGGAGGAGGAGGAGGAGGAGGGUUCAGAGGUGGGAGAGGGCGUGGUUCUGGGGGAUAUGGUGGCCGUAGUAACGGGUUUCGGAGCGGUGGCUAUGGCGGUCGCGGUCGCGGCGGCUUUGGCGAAAAAAGAGGGACACACAAACGCAACUUCAGUGACGCUUUUGAUUAUUGAAGUGCCAACCUGGGGACUGAUAAGACUGACUGCCACGCAUCUGGGCUGGCAGGGUUUUUAUUGGCUGUGAGUGAGUGAGUGGAAUCAAUGGAUUUCCAUCAUCAGCUUUCAGAUAUUCAGAAGUUUCAUAUACAGUACAUUAAAUUACAAACAUCCCCUCUUUCAAAAUAAAGUGAAAGUUCCAUGAUAUCUGAGUAAAUUACAUUUAUUUCCAACUAGCCAUUUCCUGCUGGUUUAAGAUCAGACUUUCUGUGUGCAGUUUAUUUACACAGGACCACUGGCAGUGUGUGCUUCUUUUAGGUGACACAUAAGUGGAAACUCACGAAGUGACAUUUUUACUACAUGUAUUAGAGCAUCAUUCAGUUGCUAUGUCUUGAAUGGCAUAGGAUCAAAACCAUUGGGAAAUCAAUCUAUAGUAAAAGUUUAGCAUUACAUAAUGACUGAAAAUGAGAUGAAUGUGUCAUUCAUUGAGUUUUAUGUAAAAGUGUUCCUCUUUUUUUUUUUUUUUUGUUGUACUGGGCGUUUGGGGAUCGGUGGCAGUAAUCAGACUUGAGCCGUUGUCCAAAAAUGGAAGGUGCCUCAUUCUGACCGAACAACAUGCUACUUGUUACAUGACUACAGAUAACUCUGAGUAGAAAGGUGCACACAACCUUUAAGGUUGUGCUCAGUGUCAGGUUGCUGCCUUACCGUCGGCUGAAACUCUUCCCCAAAAUAUAUUGGAUGAUUGCUUUGCAAUUGCGUCUAUUUAAGAACUGUAUCUACUGCUUCCAUUCAUUUGAAUGAAAUGACUUCUUCAUUAAAAAAAAGGUCAACUCCGGUUGUGUUUAUUCUUUUUAAAGGGGUGUGAAAAUAAGCAUGUAUAGAUUUGAA
Messenger RNA from Anarrhichthys ocellatus (wolf-eel), 2268 nucleotides. It is a transcript of the gene ddx21, whose product is annotated as DEAD (Asp-Glu-Ala-Asp) box helicase 21. The transcript has 10 exons. The record is from RefSeq and is a predicted model, not a curated record. Gene Ontology annotation, molecular function: ATP binding; RNA helicase activity; RNA binding. NCBI's taxonomy places the organism in Eukaryota, Metazoa, Chordata, Actinopteri, Perciformes, Anarhichadidae. The annotation marks the transcript as partial.